This is a messenger RNA of Penicillium samsonianum, 3920 nucleotides long. It is a transcript of the gene atg1, whose product is annotated as serine/threonine protein kinase ATG1. The coding region runs from base 502 to 3375 and encodes 957 amino acids. The transcript is spliced from 3 exons. Lineage: Eukaryota; Fungi; Ascomycota; Eurotiomycetes; Eurotiales; Aspergillaceae. The record is from RefSeq and is a predicted model, not a curated record. Gene Ontology annotation, biological process: protein autophosphorylation; autophagosome organization; autophagy. Gene Ontology annotation, molecular function: protein serine/threonine kinase activity; ATP binding. Gene Ontology annotation, cellular component: autophagosome; cytoplasm.
CCCCAAUCGUGGAGUAUCCAUGGGUCUUGGGGUCGUCUUCCCGCUUCCACCAUCACAUCAUCUUGCUCUUUCAUGAGAACUGCCAUUUUGCCCCCCUAGAUCUUUGGUUCUCUCCAUAUUAUACUCGAAUCUCUUAACCUCCCGCCAUUCUGGCUAUUCUGCAUCACACCUCUCACCGCUUUAAGUGUUUUGGAUCAACUUGACUGUUUGUUUCCUACAAGUACAUCAUCUCUUAUAUUCUACCUGAGUUCACCAGUCUCGUUCCACGGCACCUAUUUUCAGUACUUUCCCAGACCUAUUCUCCCGGCGGUUCCUCGUCCUUCCAGGCUUCCCGGAGACAGCGUCAUCGUUUCCACAGCUCCCCUGAUGGGCCUCUCGAGUCGACCGUUUCCAUUGCUGCUGCUGAGGUAGUUGUGGUUGUUGGGGUGUGACUCGAGCCUUAUUUCCCCCCAAAGCUAGUCUACCUGAGACAGAACAGGGAUUGGCGUGCCCACCGCCAUUAUGGCGUCUCAACAUUCGAGGAGAUCGCGUGAGCCCCCCCGCCCAGAAAUGUCCAUCGGUCGCUAUACGCGGCUGGAUGAGAUCGGGCGAGGUAGUUUUGCGACGGUCUAUCAAGGUGUCCAUACAAAAACGAAAACCUAUGUAGCAAUCAAGUCCGUGAACUUGUCGAAGCUCAACAAAAAGCUCAAAGAGAACCUUUCGUCCGAGAUCGAUAUCCUCAAGGGCCUUCAGCACCCACAUAUCGUGGCCCUGAUCGACUGCCAUGAAUCAACAUCUCACAUUCACCUGGUUAUGGAAUACUGUGCGCUGGGGGAUCUGUCACUGUUCAUCAAGCGCCGAGAUACUCUUGGAUCACAUAAGUACACUCGGGAUAUGAUUGCAAAAUAUCCAAAUCCACCCGGCGCCUCGCUCAAUGAGGUGGUUACCCGGCACUUCCUCAAACAACUGUCAAGCGCACUGAAAUUCCUUCGUGACCGAAACCUCAUUCAUCGAGAUAUCAAGCCACAGAAUCUCUUGCUGUGUCCCUCACCUUCGUCGUAUCGCAGUGGGAAUGCUCAGGUCAUUCCCUAUAAAGGAAGCGAUGACUCUUACGAUCCCACGACGGGACUCGAGUCCCUCCCCAUGCUCAAAAUCGCAGAUUUCGGCUUCGCCCGAUCUCUACCCGCCACUUCACUUGCAGAGACCCUUUGUGGAUCUCCGCUGUACAUGGCACCCGAGAUUCUCCGGUAUGAGAAGUAUGAUGCCAAGGCCGACUUGUGGUCGGUAGGUACUGUGCUCUACGAGAUGGUGGUGGGCCGACCCCCGUUCCGGGCCACAAAUCACGUCGAGUUACUGCGAAAGAUCGAGAAGGGAGAAGAUCGAAUCCGCUUUCCUGAAGAUAACCCCGCCUCAGACGACAUCAAAAGGCUAAUUCGAGGCCUGCUAAAACGGAACCCAGUGGAACGAUUGAACUUCCCUGAGUUCUUCAACAGCAAUGUGAUAAAUGAUCCGAUUCCUGGCUUGCUGGCCGAUGACGCUCCAGGGCCACCACAAUCGCCACGGCCAAGCCAGCUCGUCGCGAAGGCCGAAGAAUCUCCUUAUGAUACUGGGCCUGAGGACAAAUUUGCAUAUCCUCUCGGUCAAAGACCUGCUUCAACGCGUCCAAAAUCAGGAACGCCACCGACUGCUACGCACAUGCGCCGUAUGGGAAGCGCUGACCGGCCUGCUCCAGGCAUUUCCAGGGAACAACAACUAGGAGGUACACCACCUCAACGUCCUGGACCUGUCAGCCUUGCCACUGCCCCGGGACGCCAGGAGCUUAUUGAUCGUAACGCAACUACUGCAGCCAUGGAUCGACAGAGAAAUCGGAAUACCUACACUGGCUCUCCCAAAGUGAGCGACUCAACAGUUCGUGCCCAGGAGGCACGGGAUCUCGCUGCACAAGAAGUGGCAUUUGAGAGAGACUAUGUUGUGGUCGAAAAGCGGGCCGUGGAGGUCAACGCCUUUGCAGACGAACUGGCUCAUAGCCCACGCCUUCAAGGCGGGUUUUCUCGACCAGGACAACCUGGCGCCGGAAGCCGUCGGGCAACAACGCAGGGUCUACCUACAGUGUCACCAUCUUCUCCGCAUGCCAAUGCGGCCAAAGCCAUGCAGGUUGUUUCGGGUCGUUCACGAGCAGAUUCCACAAACCAGCGCCAGCAUUCCUACGAGCGACGUUACGGGCAAAGUCCUACGUCGGCGACCUCGGCAAUCUCGAAAGCACUCAACAUGGCCAGCGGUCGUCUGUUCGGAAUGGGCUUCUCUCCUCCACUUGCCAUCACUAAAGGUGGGCGAUCUCCGCCUCUAGCCUACAACCCUUUCCCCGCCUAUCCUCCUGUCCAUGCUAGUCUUUUGAUCACCGGAGACGGCUCCAAACCCAAUGCAACUGUCGACGAAGAUUGCAAGGCAGUUCAGGAAAUCGAGGAAUGUGCUACGCGUAGUGACGUUGUCUUCGGAUUUGCUGAGGUCAAAUAUAAGCAGCUUGUCCCGCUAGCACCUUCGGCACCGACUGACCCAUCUGCGAGACCUAUGGACACGAAUAUUGAACCAGACUCUGCCGAUUCCGACGAUGGCCUGACAGUCGAUGCUAUUGUUACAUUGUCCGAGGAAGCUUUGGUACUAUAUGUCAAGGCUUUGUCUUUGCUUGCAAAAUCAAUGGACAUUGCUGGAGCUUGGUGGACGCGCAAGAAUAGGGAAGAGGUCUAUGGGGAGUCUCCUACCAAAGACAGCAUGGGCGCAGUUGCCGGUACUCGGAUCAACUACGUUGUGCAAUGGGUGCGCAGUCGGUUCAAUGAGGUCAUCGAAAAAGCCGAAUUUGUGCGCCUAAAACUCAUCGAGGGCCAACGGCGAUUGCCACCAGACCAUCCUAGCCAUCCGGACAACCAUUCUAUUGGCUCCACCGCCGGCUCAAGUUCAACUGCCGACGUAGUGGUGAGCCCUGGCGUCACAGCAGAGAGGCUAAUGUACGACCGCGCCCUUGAGAUGAGCCGGGCGGCUGCCAUCAAUGAAUUGACUGGUGAAGAUCUUGCCAACUGUGAGAUUACAUAUGUUACUGCGAUUCGCAUGCUCGAAGCUGUGCUUGAGGAUGACGGAACGCGAUCCAUGCCAGGUAGCAACAUCGAACGGCAAAGCAGUUCGCAAGCUGGUGACAAGGUCAUUCUGGACGAGCUGCAGGUGGAGGAUCGGCAGGUCGUUGUCAAACUCGUAUCCAGUAUGCGUGGCCGCCUCGCAUCUGUCCGGAAGAAGGUAGCUGUUCUAUCCAAGCGAUCCUCGGCGUCGACUCCAACGGUGGGCAAGACACCUACAUCCACCAUUUCUCCUGUUGCAUAUGCCACCGGGGUGACACCGCCUAGAUGAGCAUUUUGUUCCCCCAAUUUCCACCAAAUCUAUCAGGAUUAUUACGACAUUCUUCAAUUCAGUAGCGUCAUGAUCAUAGCCUUAUAUGUAUAAGGUUGACUCACGAUGCUAACAAUUGACCCCUUUUAUUCCCGCCCUUUUAUAUAAGGUAACCUCUGGCUAGCUCCAGGGCCAUGUUCCUCUUUUUGCCAUUUACUGCCAUUUACGUCUGUCUCUACGGAGAUACUAAUUUCUUCGUUCAUAUUUGUCGAUCUAUUUUUCCAGUUCACGUUUUGCCAUAUAUCCUACAGCACGAGACCAGGGGAGUUCUUAUUCAUAUUAUUUCUUGUCAUGUCAUGUCUUAUUGUCUUUUUCUUUUCUUUCUUUACGGUUUUCUCUUUUCGUUGGGAUUGGCGUUUGACCCGGGGACCCACGGUAUACAGAUUGGCACUGAGUUUCUUUUUGGGCUGGGAACGCACAAGGUCAUGGCGUUGGGGGGGGGUGCUUUAAGAUUGGAUUUGUUGCAGAUACUCCCAGAUGUAUUGUACAUAGAGAAAUCGCGGAAA